Messenger RNA from Pangasianodon hypophthalmus (striped catfish), 3382 nucleotides. RefSeq names its product adaptor related protein complex 2 subunit alpha 1 (gene ap2a1). Lineage: Eukaryota; Metazoa; Chordata; Actinopteri; Siluriformes; Pangasiidae. Gene Ontology annotation, molecular function: clathrin-cargo adaptor activity. The record is from RefSeq and is a predicted model, not a curated record. Gene Ontology annotation, cellular component: AP-2 adaptor complex; membrane coat. The transcript is spliced from 17 exons. Gene Ontology annotation, biological process: clathrin-dependent endocytosis; intracellular protein transport. Bases 795 to 3365 code for a protein of 856 amino acids.
GCGGGGCUUAACGAGAGGAAGUGCUUGUAGGAUCCUUUGGCUGAAGGGAAAGAGGGGAAAAAAAAAAUAAAAACCGUCUCGUGCGCCGUUGCCCGUUGUGUCACGAGCCUUGUCCGUUGGUACCGAGCGAGCGGAGAGGCCCGUAAACCGGCGACGUGAACGCGCGCAGCGUGUAAAUUUCACCUCAGAGAGAUAAAUUAGCGGCUCGGGCUGCGUGUGUCGGGUUUCGGGUGUUAGCAUUAGCAUAGCUGUUUAGCUAGCUGACUCACAGCGAGCAGAAAAAACGCCAGGACACCGAAUCGGUUUAUUUCUCCGCCGCGUCGCGGUUAGUAACGGCUCAGCGACCGCGCGACGCUUAUUUUAAACCAUUUCUAGAUCGUUCCUCGGUGUCCGGUGGAGCUGUCGGGAUCCGGAGUGAGGCAUCGGUUUGAAUGAAUUCCUGUGAGAGGAAGCGUCAGGGAGCUAAAACCCAGCGCGAGACCGUGACCUCAAUCCCGCCGCCCAGCUGACACACUUCACCGGAUCCCCGCGCUGGAGCACCCCGCUGUAGCAGCGUUAGCAACCGGGCUCGCGCUCCAUCACCUCAGAACCCCGACACACUGACUGUACUUUAGCUUCUGAGCUAACCGCGUUCACCCCGAACACACCCCGAACACACCCCGAUCCACUCUGAUCCACUCUGUCCAUCUGGAACAGUUUAUCAGCCGCGACAGACAGAGAGAGAGAGAGAGAAACGGAUAGAGAGAGAGAGUGAUAGAGUGAUCUAGAGGGAGAGAAACGGAGAGAGAGUAAAGAUGCCGGCCGUGUCGAAGGGAGACGGGAUGAGGGGAUUAGCUGUGUUCAUCUCGGACAUCAGGAACUGUAAAAGUAAGGAGGCUGAGAUCAAGCGCAUCAACAAGGAGCUGGCCAACAUUCGCUCCAAGUUUAAAGGAGACAAGGCUCUGGAUGGAUACAGCAAGAAGAAGUACGUGUGUAAGCUGCUCUUCAUCUUCCUGCUGGGCCACGACAUCGACUUCGGCCACAUGGAGGCCGUCAACCUGCUCAGCUCCAACAAGUACACCGAGAAACAGAUCGGCUAUCUGUUCAUCUCGGUGUUGGUGAACAGUAACAGUGAGCUGAUCCGGCUGAUCAAUAACGCCAUAAAGAACGACCUGUCGAGCAGGAACCCCACCUUCAUGUGUCUGGCUCUGCACUGCAUCGCCAACGUGGGCAGCAGGGAGAUGGCCGAGGCCUUCGCCGGAGAGAUCCCACGCAUCCUGGUGGCAGGGGACACUAUGGACAGUGUGAAACAGUCGGCCGCUCUGUGUCUGCUGCGUCUGUAUAAAACGUCUCCGGACCUGGUGCUGAUGGGAGAGUGGACGUCCAGAGUGGUGCAUUUACUGAACGAUCAGCACAUGGGUGUGGUCACUGCAGCGAUCUCCCUCAUCACCUGCCUCAGCCAGAAAAACCCAGACGAGUUCAAGACGUGUGUGUCCCUGGCUGUGUCCCGUCUCAGCAGGAUCGUGUCCUCGGCGUCCACAGACCUGCAGGACUACACCUAUUACUUCGUCCCCGCUCCCUGGCUGUCCUGUAAGCUGCUGCGCCUCCUGCAGUGCUACCCUCCUCCUGAGGAUGGCGCCGUUAAGGGCCGUCUGGUGGAGUGUCUGGAGACGAUUCUCAACAAAGCCCAGGAACCUCCCAAGUCCAAGAAGGUGCAGCACUCUAACGCCAAGAACGCCAUCCUGUUCGAGGCUAUCGCUCUCAUCAUUCACUAUGACAGUGAGCCGAACCUGCUGGUGCGGGCGUGUAAUCAGCUGGGUCAGUUCCUGCAGCACAGAGAGACUAACCUGCGCUACCUGGCCCUAGAGAGCAUGUGCACACUCGCCAGCUCCGAGUUCUCCCACGAGGCCGUCAAAACACACAUCGAGACCGUCAUCAACGCCCUCAAGACGGAGCGUGAUGUGAGUGUGCGUCAGAGGGCAGCUGAUCUGCUCUACGCGAUGUGUGACCGCAGUAACGCUAAGCAGAUCGUGGCCGAGAUGCUGAGUUACCUGGAGACGGCGGACUACUCCAUCCGUGAGGAGAUGGUGCUGAAGGUGGCCAUCCUGGCCGAGAAGUACGCAGUGGACUACUCCUGGUACGUGGACACCAUCCUCAACCUGAUCCGCAUCGCCGGAGACUACGUGAGCGAGGAGGUGUGGUACCGCGUCAUCCAGAUCGUCAUCAACCGCGACGACGUGCAGGGCUACGCCGCCAAGACCGUCUUCGAGGCCCUACAGGCUCCAGCGUGUCAUGAGAACAUGGUGAAGGUCGGGGGUUACAUCCUCGGAGAGUUCGGGAACCUGAUUGCUGGUGAUCCUCGUUCCAGCCCGUUGGUUCAGUUUAACCUGCUCCACUCUAAGUUCCACCUGUGUUCGGUUCCCACUCGCGCUCUGCUCCUCUCAGCCUACAUAAAGUUCAUUAACCUGUUCCCCGAGACGAAGAGCACCAUCCAGGAGGUUCUGCGCUGCGACAGUCAGAUCAGGAACAGUGACGUGGAGCUCCAGCAGAGAGCCGUGGAGUAUCUCAAGCUCUCCUCCAUCGCCAGCACCGACGUCCUGGCCACAGUGCUGGAGGAGAUGCCGCCGUUCCCUGAGAGAGAGUCCUCCAUCUUGGCCAAGCUGAAGAAGAAGAAAGGUCCGGGUGCCGUGUCCGGCGCUGAGCUGGAGGACGGAAAGAGAGAGGGAGGAGAGCUGAACGGAGGAGGAGGAGGAGAGCGGCCCGGAGACGGCUCUGCCAUCGCAGCAUCUAACGCAUCCACUCCCUCUCCUUCAGCCGAUCUCCUCGGUCUCCGCUCCUCCGCCCCGGUCAGUGCGGCCCCGCCCAGUGCAGGCAGCCUAUUGGUGGAUGUAUUCUCAGAGGCGGGGCCUGCCGCUCCGGCCGCUCCGGUCAGUGAUGAUGGCUUCCUCAGAGAUCUGGAACCUCCCACUGAGAGCUCUGACUCCUUAUUGGCUGAGGGUCCUGGUGACUCGGACUCUGCUCCUCCCUCUGUGGCCUCUGAAGAUCCUGUUCCUCCUCUACCCGAGUCAGACGAGCUGCUUAACAAGUUUGUGUGUAAGAAUAAUGGAGUUCUGUUUGAGAAUCAGCUGCUUCAGAUCGGCAUUAAGUCGGAGUAUCGCCAGAAUCUCGGGAGGAUGUACUUGUUCUAUGGCAAUAAGACGUCAGUGCAGUUCAUCAGCUUCACGACUACCGUCAGCUGCCCAGGAGAACUUCAGUCUCAGUUGAACGUUCAGCUGAAGCCUGUGGAUCCUCUGGUGGAAGGUGGAGCUCAGGUGCAGCAGGUCAUCAACAUCGAGUGUCUGUCUGACUUCUGUGACGCACCGCUUCUCAACAUCAAGUUCAGGUAACACACACACACACACAC